Molecule: messenger RNA, 765 nt
Organism: Postia placenta MAD-698-R-SB12
Lineage: Eukaryota; Fungi; Basidiomycota; Agaricomycetes; Polyporales; Adustoporiaceae
Exons: 11
Coding region: 1-765 (254 amino acids)
Source: RefSeq, a predicted model, not a curated record
AUGACCCCAUCACCGCGUGUUACAGAGGAAGCGUUGGGGGGCAUCAUCGCCAUGCUGGUCCAGAGCUUUUUCGCGUGGCGAAUUCUCAAGUUAACACGGAAUUACUGGCUCGUAGGCACUGUAAUGGUCACAGCGCUUGUCGGCGGCCUUUCAGGGAUCGGUACAGCGAUUGGGGUUGCAAUGCUCCCACAAUUUGCCGGCCUGCAGCGGCUCAAGGUUAUCGUCAUUUUGUGGUUGGUGGGAACAGCGGUGUGCGACGUGAUUAUCACGCUGUCGCUGACUUGGCACUUGCGGAGCCAUCGGACAGGCCUUUCCCGGACGAACACCCUGAUCUCCAGAAUUGUCCGCGUCACCGUGUCGAACGGCCUUUUGACAGCAGGCUUUGCAUUGGCCGAUGUCACUGCAUACUUAGCUACACCGCGAGGGAUCCACAUUGCGUUCAAUUAUGCCCUGGUGAAGCUAUAUGGCAACUCUGUGAUGUCAAGUCUGAAUUCGCGCGCGUUCUUGUCGGAUUCUUCGGGCAUGAGUAGUUCGUCGUACGGGAAGGACAUCGCGCUCAAUCUGAAUCCGGACGCGUCUCCCGUUGGCGGAAUGACUCGUAGUCGAGCGUCGCGCCCCGCACAGGUUGUGGUCAACGUAGAGACCCAUGAAAUGAUAGACGUCGGCGAACACGACCAUGUAGACAAAGGAGACAUCGAGUGGGCUUCGUCAACCGAGAGUCGAACACAGGAGCGCAGCGAUGACAAGGUGCAUGUCGCAGUCUAG